Molecule: messenger RNA, 264 nt
Organism: Laetiporus sulphureus 93-53
Lineage: Eukaryota; Fungi; Basidiomycota; Agaricomycetes; Polyporales; Laetiporaceae
Exons: 1
Source: RefSeq, a predicted model, not a curated record
CUUAGCACCGAAUGGCCGCCGUCUGGAGCUAAGACCGUUUAUGAGUCAGACCAGGAUGAGGGCGAGAACGGCGAAGCUCUGAAGCAGAUGCAUGGCAGUUGCGGCUACGUUAAACAGCAGAUCAGGAAGGAGCGUCUGACAUUGUAUGAGUGGUCGAAGAACGAUGAUGACGAAGAAUUAAAAGUCACACAACCAUACAAACGCCUAUUUACGCGUCGGACGUCUCUGACAUCCUUAACAAUUCUGGAGAUCGUUCGGCGAUGA